AUGGAGCUAAGCAUACAGGUACUGAAGAGAGCCCUUGUGUACGAGCACACUAAAGAUUUAGGUAAGAACUUCACAGUUUCGCCAUUGUCGUGUACAAUUCUGCUGAGUGUGGUGGCUUCUGGACUGAAAGGAGAAGCUUUAGAGCAGAUGAUGUUUUUCUUAAGGCUUAAAAUGGGGCUGAAGAGUAUAGCUGAUCUAAUCUCUGAGUCUCGUCGAGUAAUGGCUAUGGUAUCAUCUGACAACACCCAAGGACCUUUUCCUUUACUUUUCUCCUCUGUUAAUGGCGCUUGGGUUGAUAAGAAGUACAAGCUCAAGCCCUCAUUUCAACAUGUUUUGAAGACCAUUUACAGAGCAGGCUCCGUGGCAUUAGAUUUUGGCAACAAGAAUGAAGAGGAAGUAGCUGAAAUAAAUACUUGGGUGAAGAAUGCAACUAAUGGACUCAUCAAAGAGAGUGUUCCAAAUCAUCUUAUUAGUAAUAAGGAUACUGUUCUAAUCCUUGCUAUUAAGACUGAAAUCAAUGGUGAAAAGAUGAAUUGUAUAUUGAUGUAA
This is a messenger RNA of Humulus lupulus (European hop), 549 nucleotides long. Its product is annotated as serpin-ZX-like. Lineage: Eukaryota; Viridiplantae; Streptophyta; Magnoliopsida; Rosales; Cannabaceae. Gene Ontology annotation, molecular function: serine-type endopeptidase inhibitor activity. The transcript is spliced from 2 exons. The record is from RefSeq and is a predicted model, not a curated record. The coding region runs from base 1 to 549 and encodes 182 amino acids.